Rotaria sp. Silwood2 is the source of this 1461-nucleotide messenger RNA. The record is from the annotation of a GenBank genome assembly. NCBI's taxonomy places the organism in Eukaryota, Metazoa, Rotifera, Eurotatoria, Philodinida, Philodinidae.
AUGCUGCCUGCUGCUAACAGCCUUCAUUGUGACUGUGAUAUCUCUAUCAUUUUUCAUCAUAAAAUAAUUAUUUUUAUAUCACGGGAAAGAAAACAAAAUUCUACANGGCAAGAUUUAUGUUUAGAAUUACGUGAUGCUGCUAGAAAAUUAUUAGAAAAAGAACUUGAUCAUUUACAUAAUAAUAAUGAUGCAUGGCAUAUAUUUAUUUCUAAAUGGUCUAAUUUAUUUAAUCAAUCAUAUAAUAAAGAAACUGAUGGAGCUUUAUAUGAUCAAGAUAUUCGAGAUAUAUUUCUUGAGGAUGCAACUUACAAUAAUGAAACAACAACGACGACAACGACGGCUAAAGAACAAUAUAAAGCACAACAAUUACUAUCGAUUGUUCUUAUUGGUAUUGUUGGGGCAAGAUAUGGAGAAGAAGUUGAACAAACAAAACAACCAUCUGUUGCAAUUAAAGGAUUUACAGUUGAUAGUCCAGAAAUGAUUUUAAAAUUGAGUCGUAUUCUAACAAGUCUUUUAUCUCCGUCUAAUUUUGAUCACAUUCCAUUGCACAGUGCUAUUCGUCGAACAGCAAUUGAUCUCAUUGGUCGUGGUUAUACUGUAUGGGAACCAUAUUUAGAUAUUGGACAAGUACUACUAACAUUACUUGAUUUAUGUGCUAUUAGUGAUAGUUCAACAGUAACAAGCAAUGUGCUUAGUGGAAUAUUAACACCAAAAACUGAUACUUGUUUAACAGCACGAACAGCCCUUAAUUUAAUUGCAACAUCUCGUUCAAAUGUAGUUAUAAUAACACUUGCACGUGAAAUUGCUAAAUAUGUUCUUGCACAAUCUGGAACAACAUCAUCAACAACUGCACGUACAACAACACCAUCACAAACAUCAAUAACAAUUAAAAAUGAACAAAAAACUGAAAUACUUCGUCUUAUUAGAAUUCUUAUUGAAAAAUGUCCACAUGAUGUUGCAGAAUUAAUUCUUGAAGUUACUGAUAUUACUUUAAAUUGUAUUGAUUUAAGUACUCUUCGACAUAAAGGUGCUCAAGCUGUAUCAGAAACAUUUGGAUUAUUAUUAAGAUAUCCAAUAGUAACCUAUUGUCCUGAAUCACCCAAAUUAUGUGUUGGUACAAAAACUGGUAUUCUUGCUUUAUAUGAUUUAAAAACACCAAAAUAUCAACCAUUUCAAGCUCAUCCAAAAAAUGAAGUAAUUACAUGUGUAGAAUUUUCACCCGAUGGAAAAUAUCUUGCUUCAUAUUCAGCUUAUGAAGGAAUAUUAUAUUUUUGGCAAACAUCAUCGAAUACAUUUUUUGGUUCCUCAAAUACAAUUCAUCUUGUUUCAAGGCAUGCUGCUCAACGACUUGAUCGUUCAAUACCAUCACCAAUGAAAAAAGUUGAUCUUAAUUGGAUGGAUCGUACUAGUGUUCGAAUGUAUUGGCAUGUUGAUAAAAGUGAAAAGAAAUUUACAGUAUAA